ACCUCAAAAUACUCACCAAGUGAACGUUUCUUCGGCGCCUCAAGCCGCGCGGGCGACGUGCAUAGCUGUUUCGAUCUGCGCCUCCGCCGUCGACCUGCUGACACACGUUGGCGAGGCAUUCCUCGCCUCUCUACUCCCCCUCAUUAAAACCUUCGCGUCACUCACCCAACUUGUCGGCGAGCAGGGUCGUCCGCUCGCUUCUUACGCUGACACCACGCACGGAACCUUCGGCGCCUCAUGACAGUGCAUUUGAACCAUCCGACUGGGCUCGCUCAUCUGUGCGGCCUUUCACAUCAGCGAGCGCUAUCUGUGCGAUCGCCUCUUCGGCAUCGCGCGGCGCAUUCGACGGGCCCCGUACCUGACUUUUCGCCAAACAGCCCUUCUGCGCAAGGAGCCGUGUCAUGACCACAACUAUGGACAACCCUUUCGAGCUGCCAAAGUUGCGCGUUUCAUUCGGCUUCGAGAACGACACGCGAUUCCUAGGGUUUGAUGACAACGUGGCAGAGUUCUUUGACGUCAAAUUUUGUCCCUUUCAGCCCCUCGACUGCGACCCCGUUUUCGCAGCAAUAAGCAAGAAACAUAUUGUUUUGUGCAGGCUUUCACAAAACUCUGGUGAUUCAAACCCAUGCGAUGUCAUCAAGAUUAUUCGAGACGACGAUGCCGAAGCAUCUGGCUGUUGUUGCACUUGGACCAGAAACCCCAUGACCGGGGAGCCAUAUAUUUGCGUUGGGGGCGGCGAUGCAAAGGUCAAGAUAUAUGAUGCCACCGAUGGCAGCCUCGCCGAAUGUUUUGUUGGGCACGGCGGCGAUGUCAACGACCUGGCAACAUCUCCGAUAGAUUCUUCUGUCAUCGCCUCUGCUUCAGAUGAUACGAGCGUCCGCAUAUGGAGCAUCGACCCCAAGCACAAGGAACAGCCCUGUCUGUGUAUUCUCGCUGGGGAAGGGCACUCUUGGAACUUACUUAGUCUGGCAUUUCACGACACUGGCCGAUAUCUUCUUUCUGCCGGGCACGAUCAGGUUAUCAAUCUGUGGACUAUUCCUGAUCUUCCUGUCGAGCCCAUAGCCACGCCUCUUCAAGUCCACUACCCUCAUUUUUCUACAUCGGCCGUUCACAGCGGCAUUGUCGACUGCGUCGCGUUCUAUGGCGAUCAAAUCCUGUCCAGGGCGUGUCAUGAUAAUGUCAUCGUGCUCUGGAGAAUCGAAGGCUUCUCUUCCGACGGGCCUCCGCCAGCUCCCAGCACGGCGCCCACGCUGCAAAACGUCGUACCGACUAGCAACGAAGAUCCCGGGAGGCUGACGCGCUCGGCGUUUGUCCCAGCAACCUCUCCCAUAUGUCCUGCGCAGUACACCCGGCUGCUUGAGUUCCACACGCCCAGUUGCGGGCCGCAGUUCUUCAUGAGAUUUAAGCUGCAUCACGUUCCCGGACAGAACCCUGUCCUCGCCUUCUGUAACGCGGCAGGUAACAUUUUCUUCUGGGAUCUGAAGCGCCUAACAGUGUAUCGUGACAUAAUAGGGACAUUGCGCGACGGACGUCGCGACAAGUCCAAGGCAAUUCAGUUGCCUAAUUGGCUGAAACCGGUGAUCCCAAGGCAGCGGAGCGACGCAGUCGGCAGACUUCGCAAUGCCGGCAGUGACCGAGACUCGAACGCGUCGGGCCAGACGGGGCACACGGACAACAACAGCAACAGCAACAGCAACAGCAACAGCAAUACCAAUACCAAUACCAAUACCAAUAGCAACAACACGACGGACUUCAGCCCUGAGACGUUGGAGUCGUGGGCAAGCCGUUACAGUAUUGAGGACCCGCAGGAGCCUCUGAGGGCUCACAAGACAGAGUCGUCAUCGGCCAACUUUGUCGGACGCCAGGCGGCGUGGAGUCCUGGCGGCGAGUGGUGCGUGGUGGUGGGAAGCUCGAACACAACGCUGGUGCUGCAGCGCUGGGCCAAGUGACGGCAUGGUUGUUUGCAGAUGAGCUCCGGCGUGUGGCAAGAAUAAAUUAUCUG
Messenger RNA from Purpureocillium takamizusanense, 2002 nucleotides. RefSeq lists its product as uncharacterized. The record is from RefSeq and is a predicted model, not a curated record. The transcript has 10 exons. Gene Ontology annotation, biological process: negative regulation of transcription by RNA polymerase II. NCBI's taxonomy places the organism in Eukaryota, Fungi, Ascomycota, Sordariomycetes, Hypocreales, Ophiocordycipitaceae. Gene Ontology annotation, cellular component: ESC/E(Z) complex. Gene Ontology annotation, molecular function: protein binding; nucleosome binding. The coding region runs from base 402 to 1949 and encodes 515 amino acids.